This is a messenger RNA of Hippoglossus stenolepis (Pacific halibut), 783 nucleotides long. It is a transcript of the gene cmc4, whose product is annotated as C-x(9)-C motif containing 4 homolog (S. cerevisiae). Bases 161 to 358 code for a protein of 65 amino acids. NCBI's taxonomy places the organism in Eukaryota, Metazoa, Chordata, Actinopteri, Pleuronectiformes, Pleuronectidae. Gene Ontology annotation, cellular component: mitochondrial intermembrane space. The transcript is spliced from 3 exons. The record is from RefSeq and is a predicted model, not a curated record.
AUGAUAUCAUUGGCUAACGACGUGUCACCUGAUUAGAACGUCACCUCCCGGUAGGAAGUGGUGUGAGCGGCUAACGUUAGCUUAGCGACCUUAAAUCAUCCAGAACCUGGCUGCGUUAUAACUUUAUAACUAAAUCCCCUGAAAGGACAGAGGUGGGGACAUGCCGCAGAAAGAUCCGUGUCAAAAGCAAGCAUGCGAGAUUCAAAAGUGUUUACAAGCCCACAGGUACGUGGAGAGCAUGUGUGAGGACGUGAUCCGGGAGAUGCGGCGCUGCUGCGAGACUCAGGCCGGAAACUCCAUCUGCUGCUCCGGGUUCAGGGAGUCUCAACCCCCGGAAGAGAAGAGGAGUCAGGCAUAGCUGCCUUCUAACCAUGCCAGAGAGUGGCACUGUGUCUGUGUUGCACUCACUCAGCCACUACUGUUUAAAGUGCCAUCAGGGCUGAAAGAUUAUAUCCAGAUAUCGAUAAUCCUCACGAUUUAAAGACUCGUAAGCAUUAUAUCAAUAUGUAUUGGUAAUGAUUUAUUGAGCAGCCCUAAUUGCAACUGAUGCAUAAUGUGAACGAUUAUGAAUCCACAGGGGACAUUAUUUUUGACAUGUCAUUGCAGAAAUACACUGGAGCUUUGAUCAGCCACAGUAUGAGUGCAAUCUAUAUUAAUGGUAUAGUUUACUUUAGUGUUGUUUAAUAUGGUCGCACCUCUCCGGCACAGUCACAGCACAGAGUUGAACGACAUGACACCAACUGUCCAAUGUAGUAUUUAUUUAUUAAAGGGAAGUUUGACCGA